Messenger RNA from Benincasa hispida (wax gourd), 1903 nucleotides. RefSeq names its product DCD (Development and Cell Death) domain protein. Gene Ontology annotation, biological process: response to endoplasmic reticulum stress. Lineage: Eukaryota; Viridiplantae; Streptophyta; Magnoliopsida; Cucurbitales; Cucurbitaceae. The record is from RefSeq and is a predicted model, not a curated record.
CUCAAAACUCUCACCCCUUUCUAGAUCACAAGAAACCUUCCCCAGGCCCAAGGUUCUUUAUCUUUCCAUCGUUUUCACUCCCCCACUCCCUUCCAUUUGAUUACGCGUCUUUCUAUUACUCACUUUCUCAUCUCAUUUCCUCAACCACUCUAACCCUUUUCUUUCUUUUAUUCAAUUUCCUAUUUUCUAUGCCUUUUUCCAUCUUCCACACGCUAUCUCCUCUUCCUUUCUUCGAAUUUUCCCUUCCUUUCCCCUAAUACCCAUCGAUUUAACUCCCCACUUCUUCAUUUUUUUCAUUAGACUUAUUGCCACUUCUCUCUUCUUGAUUUUCCCAUCUGGGUUUUCUAUUUUUCUGAGUUUUCGGCUGAUUUCUGAGGUGGGUUUGUUCAGAAAUGGAGAGUAACCCGCAAUCGUUUAGGCAAUUCAGCGACCAGCUUCGGGUGCAAACUGGGAAUCUUGUGAACCUCUCACUCAACGAUUCUAUCUGGAGCAAUUCGUAUGUCUCGAAGAGGCCCGAGGAGAGGAGGAAUUUCGAUUUUAGAAAUGGUGGAGAGGUAAAUUCUUUGAAUAAUUUUAAGCCUAAAGUGUCUGAUUCUGAUGUCAAUCGGUUCAAUGAUGGAUGGAAUAGUUUUAAGCCAAGUGUUGCUUCUGAUCUGAAUAAUUGGAGCAAUACUAGCAGCAGUAUCAAUUCAAGUUCAACUGGGUAUGAAAAGAAUGCACUCAACGUGUUUGAUAAUGGGUGGAAUAGUUUCAAGCCCAAGGGUUCUGAUUUUAAUGCCUUUAAUGAUGGGUGGAAGCUUAACUCUGCUAAUAUGGGGGUGGAUCCUGUGAUUGGAGGAGCCCAAAAGGGAAUUAAUGGAGGGUUUAACAAAGGGGUUUACUCAAAAAUUGGGAAUUUUAACAGUAACAGUUUUGUAAAUCUGAAGAACUACAAGAACACUGGGAAGGUUGAAGAAGAAAAUGGAGGAAAGACAGGGAAGAAGAACAGUAACAAGAAGAACAGCGGUGAAAAUACCAAUGAUAAUAAGGAAGCUAAUAAGAAUGCUUUGGACAAGAGGUUCAAGACCCUUCCCCCAUCUGAGUCUUUGCCCAGAAAUGAAACAAUUGGUGGAUAUAUCUUUGUCUGCAACAAUGAUACUAUGCAAGAGAAUCUCAAGAGGCAGCUUUUUGGUUUGCCUCCAAGAUACAGAGAUUCAGUCAGGGCUAUAACUCCUGGGUUGCCUAUUUUCCUUUACAACUAUUCUACCCACCAACUCCAUGGAAUCUUUGAGGCUGCAAGCUUUGGAGGAACAAACAUUGAUCCAACUGCCUGGGAAGACAAGAAAACUCCCGGCGAAUCUCGUUUCCCGGCGCAGGUAAGAAUUUUGACUAGGAAGAUAUGCGAUCCACUGGAAGAGGACUCUUUCAGGCCAAUUCUUCACCAUUAUGAUGGCCCCAAGUUUCGCCUUGAACUCAACAUUCCAGAGGCACUCUCUCUGCUGGAUAUAUUUGGAGAACAAUCCUCUUGAACAGCAGACUAUAUGCUGGAUACACUAGACAGGGAUGUAUACAACAGACAUACACAAAUCAAUCAAUAGUAUUGCCAACGAACGACGAUGACGGUCAAAAGAAUGCAUUGGUGAGUUUUGGGAGUUUGGAAGAAUCAUCAUCUCAUGUCCUCUUAAGCUAUAAAUACGUUUGCUGUUUGUCUGGUGUUGGCUAGUUGAGUUGUGAAUGAAAAAGAAGUUGGAAAAACUUUUAACAGUAAUGUAACAAUAAAUAUGUAUUGUAAUGUUUUAAGUUCUGGAUACUGUAUCUGUAUGGUUACAUUAUAGGAGAUGAACUUGUGUUCGUCCUAAAGUUUUAACCUGAAAUGGAAUAACAGAACAAUGAAUGGAGUAUUGAAUUUUGUUCAUUUGUGGGA